CCUUCUUCUGCAUUCUCCACUUCUCUCUCUCUCUUUCUUUCUUUCUUUCUAACCAUGGAGUCCUCAAAGAUCUAUGCUUAUCUCUUCCUUUGCAUGCUCUUCAUCUCCUCUGCCACUCCCAUUCUAGGCUGUGGCUACUGUGGGAAACCCAAGAAGCAAAAGCCAAGUAGAAAACCAAAGACCACACCUAUUGUUAAGCCCCCAGUCACCCUCCCUCCCAUUGUCGUUCCACCAAUCACUGUGCCUCCCGUCAUCGUUCCUCCCGUCAUCACCCCUCCCAGUCUGAAGCCACCCGUUUCACUCCCUAUUCCACCAAUAUUGAAUCCCCCAGUGAUUCUCCCACCCGUGCUUAACCCACCAACCACUCCGGCGAAGGGAGGGAACAGUCCAUGCCCGCCACCCAAGUCUCCGGCGCAGGCUACGUGCCCCAUUGACACUCUGAAACUGGGUUCCUGUGUGGAUCUGCUUGGGGGGUUGAUUCACAUUGGUGUGGGAGACCCGGCUGCCAACCAGUGCUGUCCAGUGCUUCAAGGACUGGUUGAGGUUGAAGCUGCAGCGUGCCUUUGCACCACUCUUAAGCUCAAGCUUCUCAACCUCAACAUUUAUGUCCCUCUUGCCCUUCAGCUCCUUGUGGCUUGUGGCAAGUCUCCUCCUCCUGGUUACACCUGCUCCCUCUAAACCAGUGAAAGGAUUGGGGAAUAUAUGGUCAAAAUCGACAUGAGAGGAUGUCGAAGGAACCACUCUAUCUCUCAUCUCUCCUGAUUGGAAUUGCUGUUGUUUGUUUUUCCUAUUAUUUGUAAAACCAUUUGUUUUCUUCAAUUGAGAUUGUUUGCAUGUAUGUUUUAAUCCUAGGCAAGUAGUAGUAAACAUGCUUUUUUGUGACAUUUUCAAUUAUUAAUUUAUAUCAACUGUGUUUUGUCGAGUA
Vigna angularis (adzuki bean) is the source of this 925-nucleotide messenger RNA. Its product is annotated as 36.4 kDa proline-rich protein. The coding region runs from base 55 to 678 and encodes 207 amino acids. The record is from RefSeq and is a predicted model, not a curated record. NCBI's taxonomy places the organism in Eukaryota, Viridiplantae, Streptophyta, Magnoliopsida, Fabales, Fabaceae. The transcript is spliced from 2 exons.